Messenger RNA from Mytilinidion resinicola, 1499 nucleotides. RefSeq lists its product as uncharacterized. The transcript has 2 exons. NCBI's taxonomy places the organism in Eukaryota, Fungi, Ascomycota, Dothideomycetes, Mytilinidiales, Mytilinidiaceae. The coding region runs from base 217 to 1212 and encodes 331 amino acids. The record is from RefSeq and is a predicted model, not a curated record.
CGCGGGAAAGCAGACGACGUCUGCACCAUCAGCACUUGCAGAGGUGCAAUUCACUCCUGUAUCGCAGCAACUUAUAACUUCUGAUUUUGGCAUACAAGUCUAAAGCCGAGUCGCGCUCAUCUCCACAUAUCCCUAAACAAACAUCUCAAUUCUCAAGACACUCUCCACACGUUGGUCUCCAGAACUGCUGGCGAAUACCCCUGACCACACGCUACAAUGUCCUCCAAACCAACCAACCCCCCACUUGCGCGUCGCAGCCGCCGCAAACGCAUCGGCCUCAUUGUCUGCGCUGUUCUGGUCAUCAUCGUCAUCGCCCUUGCAAUCGGCCUUGGCGUUGGCUUAACCCGUGGAGGGAGCGGAAGCACCCCCUCCGCCCCCUCUUCUGCUCCAACAAGCACUGUUUCUCCCCUCCCAUCCCCCACCGUGCAACCCGCAUGGACACCAACCGUCAACAGCACCUGGCAGAUUGUGCUGGAGAACCCGCUGGAGCUGUCGUCCGACGCAGCGUCCAUAACGCCCGACGUCGAGGUGUAUGACAUCGACCUCUUCACGAACGGCGCUGAGGUCAUCUCCACGCUGCACAAGCUGGGGAAGAAGGUGAUUUGCUACUUCAGUGCUGGGAGCUAUGAGCCAGACAGGCCGGACAGCGGCGACUUCAAGGAUGCAGAUAAGGGAAAGGAGAUGGACGGGUGGCCCGGGGAGUACUGGCUCAACCUCAACAGCACGAAUGUGAGGAACAUCAUGACGAAGAGGGUAGAGUUGGCUGCGCAGAAGGGCUGUGAUGCGGUUGAUCCGGAUAAUGUAGAUGGAUAUUCCAACAACAACGGCCUCUCCCUCACCCCAGCCGACAGCAUCGCCUUCCUCUCCUUCCUCUCCAACGCCACCCUCACGCACAAACUAUCCCUGGGCCUCAAAAACGCCGCCGCCAUCAUCGACGCCGUCCUCCCCCUCGUCCACUUCAGCGUUAACGAGCAAUGCGCCCAGUACGCCGAGUGCUCCAACUUCACCGCCUUCAUCACGCACCACAAGCCCGUCUUCCACAUCGAGUACCCGGACGCGGGCAAGAAAGUCUCCACGACGCAGGUCAACGACUACUGCGGCGCCGCCGCCGACGCCGCCAACUUCAGCACCGUCAUCAAGCUCACGGACUUGGACGGGUGGGUCGAGUACUGCAACUACGCGGCCUUCACCACGCUGCUGAACUCGAGCUAGAAAACGCUUUUCUUUUCUACUGUCCUGAGGGGCGGUAGCGCCGCGGAGCUCACCUCCGCGGUUCCAGCGCGCGUUUCGCACCUGUGCGGGCUUUUUGUCGUGUAGCGCGACGAGGGUCUGGGCUGGGUGCUGCCGCGUGUAGGAAAACGAGCGCAGACGUCGGACGCGGGACGACGAGCUAGGGGUGCGGGGCAGUUGGCUGCCGCCGUUGCCCCAAGCAUCGAGAUGAACCACCCGGGUAGAAUGGAUGCAGGAGGCGGCUCGAUCUAGCCAAAGCCACCGAUAUC